CAACGACACCGACACCGAACCACCAGAACCACCCAGCCCAGUGCCACGCAAUGCCACGGUGAGACAGCCGUUACAGCACGAAGCCAGUAAUAGGCCGGAUCUGCCAUGCCCGCGUAGCAGGAUGCAGCCGCAAAAACAACACGGAACUGGCUGAGCGGACCUCGUCGUGGCGUCGCGGCCCCCAACCGGGCCGCCACAGGAGGCGGUCAGCCGUCUUUGCCGGCCCUGCCCCGUCUCUGCCUGCAAAUCAAACGCCCGACGCCGCCUCAGCUGCCGAGUCCUAUUGGGUGCGGUACUUCCCAGCCUGGCGAGGCCCGGGCCCGCGGGCGGACGGCCCACCCUCGAACACGCUGGGCGGGCUCUUUUGCUCUGGCUGCUGCUGCUGCCAGAUGCCAAACGCCAAACGCCAAACGCCAAACGAGCAGCGGAAACGACUGGUGCUUACAUACCCUGGACUGCGGGCGAGGGCGAUUAGCCGCUCCGUUGCUGGUGCUGCUGGUGCUGCUGGUGCUGCUGGUGCUGCUGGUGCUGGCUCUGCUGGCUCUGCUGCAAAGACUAGACUCGACUCGACUCGACUCGGGCCGUGGUUUUUGAGGCCGUCGUGGGUGAUGCCAGUGCCGGGGGGCAGUGUUGCCUGGACCUGGACCGUUUGCCCGUGGCCCUGUGGGGUUUCUUGUUCACAUCUUCCCUCAGAUCUUCAUUUUGCCCCGAUCUCCCUCCCCUCCGAAACACUCUCGUGUGUUGCCAUUUAAGACGAUGCGGGCGCCGCUUUCUUGGUUUUUCCCAUUCAUCUUCCGGGACUGAUUCUCGUACACACACCCCCUUUCCCUCCCUUUCACUUCUUAACCACAAGGCAGCUGGUCUCUUGUGCAUGUGUGUUUCUAUAAUUCUUUUUCUCCCAGGGUAAUUCAAGAGUCUCGUCGUUGCCGGCCAUCGACAGUCCGUCCUUCCAAACCGAUUCCCACGCAGACGUGCACGAUAAUAAAUCACAUCCUUUCACUCCUUCAGGAUGCGUUAUAACUCAGUCUUUCACGGCCCGCCCUCCCCUUCAGAUGCAGGGCUCAUCAAGCUCAAGACAGGGCCCGGCCCUUUGAAGUUGCAGAAGGAGCGCCUCCCAACAUCCCAACACCACCGCGUGCGCAAGGCUUCUCUCUCGACCGGGUCAGGCACGGGCACGGGCACGGGGACAGGCACGGGCACGCCGUCGGGCACAGCAACAGGCGCCAGCACCCCUCCGUCCUCCGUCGACCCCCACUCCUCGGCAGCCCCUCCCGUGAAGAGGGUCAAGAGCCUGCGCGCCCCCACCGAGGACGCCAUCAUCGAGGUCAAGACCCCCGUCACCGCCCGGCCCCGGCUCGACAGCAGCACCGGCGCCGGCAACAGCAGCAGCCACCAGAACCCCGCCCUCCCGGAGCUCAAGCCCUGGGAGUCGUACCUGCACUGGCUGUGCCUGACCGAGGAGCCGGGCACCCUGUGGAGCUCGUCCCUGUGCGCCACCUUCCACGAGUGCCUCGUCACCAACCCGGGCGCCGCCAGCGUCCAGGCCUCCGAGUACGCCGCCCGCAUCGACGACAUCUACUGGAGCUUCUACCUGCCCCUCGACCCGCUGUUGCAGUUCAUGGAGGACCGCAUCCUUUCGGGCUACCUGCUGCACGUCUGGACCAUGUUCAUCGAGCUGGGCAAGAGGAUCCCGCACGACGACCCCGCCCAGGAGAAGCUGGUCGACCUGCUCAAGGAGCUCGUGCACCUGCCGCCCAUGGAGGUGCGGACGUGGGAGGGUAACGACGCCCCGUGGACCGACCUGCCCACCCUCGACGACGCCCUGAUUGCCGCGUGGGACGAUCUGUACGACCCAGAAGUCCAAAUGUCCGACCCGGAGUGCCACUGGGUAAACUACUUUGCCUUCCUCGGCCGCCUCGUGUCCGCGGACGUGACGCCCGACUGGUGGGAGAUCCCCUCCAUCACGCUCAAGGAGGUCCUCGCCGAGGACGUCGCGCCCAACUACCUGACCGUCUACAAGACCAUGGCCCUGGCCGAGUACAUGAACCACGCGGGCGACGCCUUCUUCGAGUGGUGCAUCGACUCGGGCAUGCUCGACACGCGGGUGUCCAUGGCUAUCAUCUCGCCGCUGCUCGAGACGCCCGUCCAGCGGGACUGGUUUGAUAAGAGGCGGGUGGUUGGGGGUGAUGCGGAUUCGGUUGACUGAGGGGGGGUUGGAUGAUUAAUCAAGUGUGUGUGAAAACGGAGCUUCGAUUGUUGCAUUUUUCUUUUGUGGAUGGAACAGGGGAAGGGACGGGGACGGGGACGGGGCAAGGGACAGGAUGACAAUAUGGCAUAUAUGGUGUUUGGUUGGCUGGAUGGGACGGGUCUAGACGCGGCAUUAGAGCGUAUAUUGUUUUCGGGGAGAGCGAGACGACAGCCAUCGUACACACAUAACCACUAGGUAUUAUAAAUCCACACAAAGCCAGACAAA
Diaporthe batatas is the source of this 2473-nucleotide messenger RNA. RefSeq lists its product as uncharacterized. Bases 1010 to 2206 code for a protein of 398 amino acids. The transcript has 3 exons. Lineage: Eukaryota; Fungi; Ascomycota; Sordariomycetes; Diaporthales; Diaporthaceae. The record is from RefSeq and is a predicted model, not a curated record.